AUGUAAUUAAAAUAAAUUAUAGAGGAACUUAAAAUGUAGAAUAUAACAAAUUUAAGUUACUUUGCAUCACAUUUAUAUUAUAUACAUUUUUAUUUGUUUGGAUGAAUUGGAUCCAAUCGUACUUGAUAAGAAUUGUUAUCAAAUAAUAUGACGUCAACUAAUCGCGUGUAUUGAUUUUACUAAUUUCAUUGAAAAUUGGAUUUUAUUAUUUCUAUACAAUGUUGAUUAAAUCACCAAUUUUAAACGGUUAGGUCUAAAUUAUACUGUCUAUCAUAGAAAUGUUAUAGAGACUAUAGUAGUACAGUUAGAUUAGAGUGAAUUGUUUUUGUCAAAUCAAAUACGAUAACAUUAUUUAGUAAAUGCCAAUUUGAAUACCAUUUUUAAGAUGUCAAAAAUAGCCGAAAAGAAAAUACAUCAUCAAAAUUCAAUUUGGAAAACAAUAAAAAAAGCUACCACUAAAAAUUCAGAAUGGCCUGAUAAAGUAAGAAAAAAAAUAUCUGAAACUAAGUAUUUUAUUUAUUUAUUUUUAUCUGCAGGUAUGUAUAGGUAAUAUGUAAAUAUGUAUAAUUAACUUGUUUCUUUUAGGAUGAGUUUCUUGAUGUAAUUUAUUGGGCAAGACAAAUUAUAGGUCUUAUUGCUGGGUUAUUGUGGGGUCUCAUACCAUUAAAAGGAUUAUUUGGAUUGGGACUGUAAGAAUUAUAACCUUCAAUGAAUUACAUAUUUUAAAAUGUUACUUCUUUAAAAACAUUUGAUUUACUAAUUAGGUUUUUAGUGCUCAACGCAGUAGUUUUAUAUGCGUAUUUUACCAAUUUUCAACAAAUUGAUGAAGAAGAAUUUGGCGGAACUUGGGAAUUAACAAAAGAAGGAUUUGUAACUUCGUUAGCUGGAUUUUUGGUAUGUAUAUUUUAUCUAAAUCAUAUUUUUAAAGUCAUAGCUAGAGUUUGGCGAGAUUGGCUCAGAUCAAGUGCUUAUCCUGAAUUUAUUCAUAAUAGAAAUGAAUGGAAAUAAUAAGAGGUAGGUUAUACAAUCCAAAAGUUAAUAUGUGGCUAGAGGUGCUGAACUACAAGCACUUAGCCAGGGAAGUUAAUGAGGCUUGGACCCCCACAGGAAAAAUUAGAUUAUUGGUAGUUGGAGAUAAAUAUUAUGUUUGAACCCUCCCCUGCAAUUAAAUCCUGGCUACAUACCUGUUAAAAUAUAAAAGAGAAAACAAAUGGGUACUACUUGUAUAAUAAUAUCUGUUCAUGUUUUUAAAAAUUAAUCCCAGUUAUAUCUUAAUCAGGCGAUUUGUUUUUUGGCGAAUCUAUUAUAAUUUGCAAUUUUAAAAUACGUUCUAUUCAUUAAUUUAUGUACUAAACAAAUUAUUAUGUAACUUGAGCAGUCGGGUGAAUCAUUUACUGCAUACAUAAGUGUCCCACAAAGAUAUACCUAUUGUAAUAUGUCUGGAAAUAAUAAAGAUAAUCAAAUUCUGUAUUUUGUACUCACAGUGAUAAGGACUACAAGUAUUUUUAUUGUAUUUUUUAUGCUUUGAUGAAAAACUUAAAAAAUAACUUUAUUUUAUUAUUUUUACAUAAAUUGAAAAUAGUAAUUUUAUAGAGUUGAUUUUUUUGAAAAUUUUGAUGUGAUUUUUAAUAAUUUUUUAAAGUUCAGAGAAAAGUACUUAUAAUUAUUAUGCAGUAGGCUAUAAUUAUAUUCUCUAAUUAUUAUUAUGAUUAAUUGACUGUGCAAUUCUUUUCUCUGAACUUUAAAAAAUCACGAAUCUAAUGAAAAUAAAGUUGAUAAGUCAAAAUGCUGAAAAGAAUAAAAACGCAUCUUUUAAAUGGCUAUCUUCAAUUUUUUUCAAAAAUAAUAAAAUUAAAAUUUAUAUUUAAAAAUAAAAUAAAUGAAUGCGUUGCCUAGUAAAUAUAAAUUUUUUAUUUAUAUAUUUAUUUAUGAGUAUUAACUGUUAUAGUAAUUUUGUUUUUACUUUAUUAUAAAAAAUUAAUUGCAACAUAAAUAUUUGUAGUUCUUAUCCCAGUGAGUAAUAUAUAUAUAAAAAAAAACAACAGAAUAUGAUUAUCUUUACUAUCUCCGGAGAUAUUAAAAUGGGUAAAUCUUCGUGGGACACUGUAUAUAUAUAUACAUGUAUAAUUUUUAAUGUGUUACAUUUUAAUUAUAUGGAUAUUUGUGUACCUGCACGUAUCCUUGACGUUAAUUAGUCUGUUAAUUAAAAUUUCACAGUAUAUUAUUUUAUUAAUUUUUUCUAAACUAAAUUUGUUUUGUUUAAUUUUAGGUGAUGUGGAUAAUUAUAUACUCAGGGAUGCAUUUCGAUUAAAAGCAAAAGUAUUCUAAAAUAAAAUUGUUGUAUAAUAUUAUUUGUAAUAAUGAAUUAUAGAUAAUUUUCUGUACAAAAAUUGUUUUCUACAUAAUAUAUAUUUAUAUUUAAAUACAUGAAGACUAUGCUUUAACAAUAUGUUUAUUGCCUUUUGGCUUGAGUUUUCUAUUCAAUACAUGUUUUAUAUCUUGAUCACUUUUUCCAACUUUCUUUGCAUAACGUUCCUUUGCAAUGUCCAAACUUUCACUGAGUUCAACAAUCUUUUUCUAAAAUUUUUAUUAUUACAGCUUUAAUAUUUAAUAUAAUAAUAAUAUUUAUAUCUUUAAAUUUAUCACAUUUUGUAUAUAACUUACAGCAAAUUCUCUUUGUAGUAACAGCUUUCGUUUUUGUUUCAUACUAAAUGGAGUGGGACGGCCAUCUAAAAAGAUGUAAUCUGCACCAUCAGUUAGAACACCUUUAUCCAUUGGAUUAAGUGGCAAUUUUUUAC
This is a messenger RNA of Cinara cedri, 2798 nucleotides long. Lineage: Eukaryota; Metazoa; Arthropoda; Insecta; Hemiptera; Aphididae. The record is from the annotation of a GenBank genome assembly.